CUUAGUGAGUAAUACGGCGUUUAAGUACCUUCGCGUGGAAAUGCGCAGCCGUGUUGUACGACACAGUUUUUCACGAUGAUAUUUGGACCUCUGCAACGUACGGACUUGGCUAUGGACGCUUCGUGGAGCUCGAGCCCAGCCCUAACCUGGCCAUGUAUGACGAAGGUGGGAAGCUAUCUCUCCCAUGUGGCUGUGAGAAGUGCGAUCAAUCGUCGGCGCUGCGCGACGACGACGGGAAUGUGGUGCUCUAUCUGACAGACACUGGCGAGGCGAUCUGGGCUACAAAUCGCUGAGGGAAAUCGAUUCUUAUUCGAGCAAUCUCCUCUCUCUACUUGGAAUUCUGAGAGACGAGAAUUGCUGGAAUUUGAGAGAGACGAGAAUGCCGCUAGAACACUACACGGUCUUCUCCGUUUAGGUCAUAAUAUUUUUUUGCCUCCAAGAAAAGAAAGGCGCCAAGAAGGCGUUGCGAUCGGGCGACGCCGCUCUGCCAGGUAGGGUAGAUCAGAUCGAGUAUGGCGCUAGAUCUCGCGAGCGGGAAAAUCCGGCGUUCUUGAUGCGAGCUCGACGCGGGAUCAGGCAUCUUGACAAUGGGGAGCCCACGAAAGACCUGGAGCCUCGCGAGCUAGAAUUCCGCCGUUCUUGAUGGAGCUGGACGCGACUCUGGACGAUUUCUCGGUGAUCCGUGUGGCCGUCCUGGCCAUGGGGCAAAUGCCGCCGGUCUAUCUCCGAGACUACGUUGAGACGAUCGUCAAGCACACGGAUAUGGAUCUCCGGAGUGUGAGAGCUUUCUACAUCGAGCACCAAAAGAGUCCUUUCACGCAGCUUGCUUGGGAGACUGGGAAGCUCAGGAUAAAGUUUAUGGUUGGCGGUGCUGUGAGAAGUCCCUGGGAGGAUUUCCAAGCUCACAGGAAAAUUCACGGAGUGAUCGGCUUGUGCCACUGCCCGCUUUCCCAUGAUCUUGGAGCUACCUACGACAAGUUCUUGACCAUCUGUGCCUCGUAUCCUUCGGCACAGGUGAAGCGGUGCUUUGGAUUCCAUGCCAGUGAUAAUCAGCUAGAACAAGAAGACAAGAGCAAGAAUUCGGAUUUUAUACUCUUCCCUUCUGCGGAUUACGAGACUCUGGAGCUGCAUAUCAAGGCCUUGAUGCAAGCGUUUGCAGCAGCGAUGCUGAUGGACUUUGAGAGGCGAGUUCUUUUAGGUGAUCCGGUUGCAAGCUCCUUGACCACACCACUGGACUUGCCGGCGUCUACAGGGACUGAAGAGUUUAGCAAAGCUAAAAGGAAGAGACUCGGCCGCCUUCAAAAGGCGAUUGGAGACUAUUGUCUUCUUUCUGGGUCGCAUUUGAACGCAAGCGCACAUUACCUAUCUGCAAUUGAGGUUUUAAAAUCUACUGGAGAUGUAUUCUGGCACGCGGGAGCAGCAGAAGGCAGCAUAAGCGCUAUUAUGGUAGAUCGUCAGCGAGAUCAGCAGUUCUAUGAUGACGUGAAAAGUCACUAUGCCGAGAUCAUUCAGCUCUACAAGAGGGGAACGUCCUUGGCCUUUGAGCUGGAAGCAAACCUCAAGCUUGCAAAGCUACUUUCCAGAAAAGAGUCAACCAAGGAUGCCAUCGACAUUUUGACAAACUGUAUUGAGUCCGGUAAAAGUUUAUUGGAGCCAAAUGACCGGCUGGUUUUGUUUGUUGAAGUGGCCAGAAUAUAUGGAUUUCUGGGGUAUGAGAGAAAAGCUGCUUUUUAUUCUCGAGAAGUUGCUCAUCUGUACUUGCAGCAAGACAAUCACUGGGCUGCCUUGAGUGCUCUACAGAUAUUACAUUCGUUGUCGAGUAGAUAUUGUCCUUUAAAUUCCGCACACAAAGAAGUUCGUGGCAUUAAUUCACGAGUGCACCGCACAAAUGAUGCCCCAUGGAGCAGCUUGCAAAUCGACGUUCUGGCAAACAUGCUGGCUGCUUCUAUACGUGGUGGCGAUGCUUUAGCUGCAUGGUGUGCAGCGUCACAGCUUCUUCGAGCUCAUUAUCCACUUAUCACACCACAUGCCCAAAUUAGCCUUGCCACUGCUUUGUCAACGGCUGCGACAAAACUCCCGGGUGGGACACGGUCUUCAGUUCCGGCGCUCCCUUUCCUCAGGUGGCACUCGUUUCCUCAGGAAAGCUCGCAAAUGGACUUUAUCAAACGGAAACCUGGGAAGAAGGAAUGGUGGACAGAGAGCAGCUCAUCCGGCCCGUUUAUCUACACGCCGUUUUCAGGGAGGCACAAGGAGCCGAAAAAGAUUCAGCUCGUCUGGAUAGUUGGGGAACCAGUCGAAGUCCUCGUUGAAGUUGCGAAUCCUUGUGCCUUCGAAAUCCACGUUGAGAGUAUAUGCCUGUCAGUGGAACCGGGGGAAUUCGAGGCGUUUCCGCUGUCCUUCGUCUUACCUCCGAAUGGAUCGGACGUGUUGUCACUCUCUGGAAGGCCACUUUCGACCGGGUCACUGACAGUACGGGGAUGCUUUGUGAACUACAACGGCGUUGUUACCGAGCACUGUUUUGGGGGCACAGAUGCUGAGAGAGGCUUGUUCCUGGCAGAUCCAUUCCGAAGCUCGGGCAGAAGUGGGUUGAAACUCCGAAACAAGCCUCUCCCGGACAUCAAAGUUAUUCCUCCGCUGCCCUCUCUAGUAGUGGACGUUGUUGGCGGAGAGGGCGUGGUAGUCUUGUACGAGGGGGAGGUUCGCAACAUGACGAUCGAGCUGUGCAACGUUGGUUCCGUGCCAGUUAUAGAGGCGAACAUAACAAUGGUGGCGAGGCGCCGCGAGCAACAUGUAUAUGUGGAGGACGAUGUUCUUCAAGCGGCACUACCUCUACACACUGGCAGAAAGGCGUCCGUGCCUAUACAGCUCCAAAUUGGCCACCUGGAUUCACAGAGUGAGAGAAAGACACUCGAAAACUCCACUCAAUCUUUGGACGAAGAAGCUUUUCUUCAUAUCCACUAUGCAGGCUCUCCAACUCUUGAAAGCACUGACGAAGAGCUCUCUCCUGGUAGACGGCUGACUAGUCGUUUGAGGCUUCGAGUUCUUCAAGGCCUUCGUCUUGUCAAUUCGCGGCUGCUGUCGAUGGAGAUUCCUCUUCAACUAAGCAGUACUCUCCCAGCGGACACUCGCAAAGCCGAAGCAAACGCCGCAGUGAGAAUGGAUCCUUACAGGGGAGGCUGGAAUCUACGAGUGCUCGAACUAGAGCUGUGGAACGGGACGGACGCUUUCUUUGAAGUGACAGUGGCCGUCAAAGGCGAAGAACUUGAUGCCAGUACGAAAGUCCACAGGAAGCACUGUGCACGGGUUUUGGUUCCGUUGGAGAAAUUCAAGCUGCCAGCUCUGGGCGACAAGGCGUUCUUCGCAACAGCUCGAGCUCUGGAGCACAGGUCCAGGAACGAAGUCACCUCCACGAUCGAGGAGCUGUGCUCGAGCAUCCGCGUGAGGUGGUCGUCGGGGAAGAACACCAGCGGCGAGCUCCACUUGAAGGACGCAAUCCGCGACGCACUGAGGGACUCGGUCCGGGAGAUCCUCCUCCCGGAUCCACUCACAUUUGCAUUCAGGCUCGCGGCAGGAGAGGACGUUCGUGCGAACCAGCUCGUCCCGAUCGAGAUGCUCGUCAAGAACAACACGGCCGAGGACGUGGCCGUGUCGCUCAGCGUCGCUUGCCGGGACAUCUCUGGAACGAGCUGCGUGGUGGAGCAGCAAAUCCUCUACGCUGGCGCUCUGGAUGGAGUGGAGGUGGAAUUGAGCUCUCUGGGAGACGCAGUGCAUAGAUUUUCGCUGUUCUUCCUCGUUCCAGGAGAGUACACGCUUCUAGGAGCGGCAGUGGUACCGUUGCGCGACGAUUCUAUAUGUUACUGCGGGCCUCCUUUUGCCGUCCACGUGGCCUGAUCUUGGACGUUUAAAUAAUCCCCGAGUGGAAACCCUAAAUCGUGUAGAGAGUGAAAGGAUGGCGGAGCUGGAGCUGGUCUUCUUCAAGCUGUCCGCAAUAGAUCUGUGCCAGGCAAGGUGUGUGUGUCGCAAAUGGCAAAGAGCAAUCGACGAUCCCAACUUUCGCAAGAGAUAUGCGUGCUCCCACGACUGCAUCCCUCAUC
Molecule: messenger RNA, 4094 nt
Organism: Selaginella moellendorffii
Lineage: Eukaryota; Viridiplantae; Streptophyta; Lycopodiopsida; Selaginellales; Selaginellaceae
Product: trafficking protein particle complex II-specific subunit 120 homolog
Exons: 10
Coding region: 643-3891 (1082 amino acids)
Cellular component (GO): trans-Golgi network
Molecular function (GO): protein binding
Source: RefSeq, a predicted model, not a curated record